AUGACAAGGGACGAUAUUCCGCCGGAUUUGGAAGAGGAAAUACUUUCUAGGGUUCCCGCAAAAACAUUGAGUCGAUGUCGAUCUACAUGCAAACGGUGGAACAAUCUAUCUAAAGACGAAACAUUCACCAAGACGCAUCUUGAUAGAGCACCAAAGCAGCGUUUAGUUCUCAUGUUGAACGAACAUAAGGUUUCUUCACUGAGGUUCAGUCUCCAAUAUGGAAUCGACAACAACGCCUACACUGCUUCUUCUUCUAUUACUGAACUUGACCUAAACGCAUCCCUAGCUUCUUCAGAAAAAGUCGAUAUCUUGAGAGUGUUUCACUGUGAUGGUUUGUUGUUAUGCACCACAGAAGAAGAUAGACUCGUGGUUUGGAACCCUUGCACUGGUGAAACCAAGUGCAUCGAACCUAGUACUAAUCGUUACUCCAAACCUGGUGUUUCUUACGAAAGACACUCUACGUUUGCUCUCGGAUACGGUAACAACCGUAGCUACAAAAUCUUGAGGUAUCGCAAUACCAUGAGGUUUGGCAAUAAUAGCAAUUUGAGGCGCCGUUAUUGCAAUAAUAGGGAGCUAGCCUCCCAUUGUUAUGAGUUUGAAAUCUAUGAGUUUAGCUCUGGUACAUGGAGGUUUCUUGAAAUCACCGCCAAAUCCAUCAUGCCAUCUCAUGGCGUGUCUUUAAAGGGAAACACUUACUGGAUUACUUGGGGUGGCGAUCUACUAAGUUUUGAUUUUUCAACAGAGAGACUUGAACGUAUGUGUCUUCCGUUUCAGCGGGAUAAUAACUAUUCUUGUACUAUAGCUCUAUCAACUGCUAAAGAUGAGCAACUCUCACUGUUACAUCAGAGAUCUGAUACACUAAAGCUAGAGAUAUGGGUGACGAGCGUUGAUAAGAGUGAUCAUGAGAACACAGUCUUGUCGUGGAGAAAUUUUUUAGCAAUAGAUGUCUCCAAAUUGAGUAGCGCUCAUCGUUUUUCGAGUAGCGUACGUAAGUUUCUUCAUCGACGAGGAGAUGAAAGUGGUUGUGUGUUGUGA
Microthlaspi erraticum is the source of this 1035-nucleotide messenger RNA. The record is from the annotation of a GenBank genome assembly. Lineage: Eukaryota; Viridiplantae; Streptophyta; Magnoliopsida; Brassicales; Brassicaceae.